AUGGAGGAAACAGACCUUGGUCUUACCGGCACCAGGGGGUUUUGGAACGAAAUGUCCGAACAAGAUGAUGCCACGAUUAGGCUCGAGGAGACCAACGAUUUCUUUAUCGAAACGCAGUAUGACUACGACAGCAACCCCCCUCCUCUGAGUAGUAUUACAGGCGCCGAGGAAAAGUAUAUAUCGUUUGUUGAAAAGAAGAUCAACCAAGCCAUUUCUAAAGCAUGGGACGAUGCAAUCGAUUUAUGGAAAGAGGAACUUCGGGAGGUUCUCAAGCCAGAACCUAGUCGGCGAAGGGAGGUUAUACCAGUGUAUUUUGAUGGUGGGCUUGAAGUCGGCUUCGAUGACCCAAACUUAAAUGUUCUACCCUGGAUGGAAAAAACCGAAAAAAUACUCAAGUCAUGGUGUAGUGAGAAGUGUGUCCAUGGACUGGCAAAAAAUCAGAGGGUCUUUUGUACAAGAAACCAGCCUAACCUUUUUGUGCCUGCUUUUCUUCCCGUCCGUCGUCCAAAAAUCAGUCGGUCAGCUGAAGAGGUUGAUCGCAGACUUAACCGGGGGGAUCCAUUCGGUAGCUUUACCAGAGAGCACCUGAUGAGACUAAGGGAGCGAAAUGUGGAUCAAAACCGAAACUCGGACGAAGACUCCAAUAACGAAACUGAACCCGAAGUGGACAACGCAAUGGAGAGAGAAAUUAUUGACGCCAGUACCAGGCACUUGCUAGAUGGCGGAGACAAUGAGCUCGAAUUCAUUCUGGAAAGUUCCGGGCGUGAAGAGGAGGACCCCUGGCUCCCAGACUUGAAAUUUUCGAAGUGGCCACAGUUAAAUACUGUGAAGGCAAUAGGUGGAACUCACAGCGGCAAGAUCCCUCUCUGUUUGAUGGAAUCAGAGACAGGAGAGGGAGAGACAAAAAGGACACUGGCGGAUCCUAAUGUCAGGAACAAGGUUUCAGGUGGUCAAAUUUAUAUCCCCAUGACGAAAAGGAUAUUCCAAUUUGGGGAUGCUCUGGACAAUUCUGAAAUUGAAGCACUCCCGGCAAGGGUGUAUACACUACUCAACCACAAAGGUACGCUCGCUCCCAAAAGGGGCGAAGAAAUCACCAACAUGGUGAUCGACACAGUGAGAAAGUUGCGGCAACGGAUCAAAAACACGAGGUCCGAAAUCCUUGCAAACCACAAAAAGAACAUAAUUCGCUUUGAGAUUUUCUUCCCGACAGAUACAGAGGGCAAAAUGGAAUACUUGGAAGACCGUGACGACUACGCUUCUUCAUUUGUGGUAUCUAAUUGCGGCCAACUCAUGACGCAAUUUGCCGACAGUUUGGAAGAGUUCAUCACACCAGUCUAUUCAGUUUUCGGAGACAAGCAAUCCAUCGACCGUUGCAUGGGCCUCUCAUCCCCAGCAAAGGGUCUGCUGUUGAUUUGCACUGAGAGGGCUGUCGAGCUAUGUGGGAGUGAUCCAGCAUUCAAAGGAAGGUUGACCACGAAAAUAACUGAGAAUAGUGACCUGGCCGGAAAGUCAUGGCACAUAUGCCGAAAUCUCCUUCAAGAAAUCUCCGGCAGGGAAAAAGACUUCAUAGGAGGAACUCCUUUCGGCCUGUCAACUGAUUUAAUGAUUGCGGAAAGCACAGAAGAACAAAUGGAACAGGAGGGAAGAAGUCAACGCCCCAAGAAACUCCCAGUUCAUGUGCAAGUCUUCCAGAGGCUUGCAGAUAUGGGUGUGGACCACAUAGUUUUUUUCAUGCGCCGAAUGCUCGACAUCAAUUGUGCACUUUUCCGGGCCACCGACAUCUGCAUGCGAAACAAGAAAUAUCUUGACUACUAUCGUGACCACAACCGCGAAGACCCAAAUACAGAGGAUCCCCCCGAAUACGUCCCUCCGAAGAGGGACAUAUUCUUGAAGCCUAACUUUGCCUUAAUCGCCAAGCUCAGUGACAUGGACUCCCUGGGGGAGGUCGUGACGUCAAUGUGCCAGAUCAUCUACGAUGCAUAUUACCACGAAUCAUCUUGCCUCAUACGAGACGAGAUUAGGAAGUACUUUGCAGCAUUCAACAAGAAAAACCGUGCACAUAAGGUGAACCCCUGGCUCCCGCCACUGUCUGACUUCCCAAAAACGGACAAGCAGCUGAACAAGUUCUGCCGGGAUGUCAGUGAAAAAUCGGUUGGUGGAGUGAAGAUGGAAACAGCAAAAGGGACCUGGAAGCAAAAGCAGAAGGUGACGGACGGGGAGAGUUUUGAGUCACUCAUAUGCUGCACAAUGUCAGACAAUCAAAGCCUUGCACCUGCAUGGGAGAGAAGCGUGACUCGGAAUCUCAUACGAUACUGCCUGACCAUUCUGGACAAAACGAAGGCCAAUCUAACCGAUGACAACGGCAACGAAAUCAACGAAGACCUCGAUGAAGUAGAUUUUGGUUCGGAAGAAGCUCAGCGCGAGGGUCUGAUGAACGCGUACACAACACCGCAGCAGCUGCUUUCAUCAAAGAGUUUCCGAAGCCAUCUGAUGCAGACCUUCAUUGAUGAGGCAAAAAAGGCCCACGAGGAAUCGAAGCCACUUAUCUAUUACGCAACGCAAUCAAAGCGCUACCAACGUCCCACCCCACUCAAGGACGCAACCUUGACAUUCAAAAUUGAGGCCGUGGAGCUGGACGUAAGGAACCCAGAGGCACAAACCAGGAAUCCGGGAAGGAAACGGAAACGAGAAGCACCCCCCAAACCCCAGGCACCCCAGGCGAUCGAACCAAUAUUCCCCUACGAAAAGAACAAACAAAGUCCAGCAACGACGGCCGAGAUCAACCAACUGUUUACUUUUGCAGGAAGGCUGAACUACAGAACUGUGCUGAUCAUUCGAUGUUUAGUUUUCGUUGCAAUGAAUGUAGAGAUUGCUGCAGAGCCAGGAGCAUGGAUGCAAUACGUUCACAUGUGCCAACUUACAAAUGCCACCAGACUCCACGAAUUAUUCAAAACAAAGGAUGCCAUGCGGCGGGCAGUAAAGGCUGCAUUCGAUAAAUGCGAGUUCAAAAAACACCUUUCGUACAGGGAGUGGUAUCAUAGUGUUUGCAAACCAUUUGGGAUCUCCGACCCCCUAGAUAACACUAAUAAUACAAGCGAACCCAAGGCAAAUGCAGCAGGGGGGAAAGGGAGCAACACCCCUUUGGGCCCGCUGCUCAGGGCUGCAAUGUACAAUGCAAACUUUUGGGUUUGGGACAGACAAAGUGGACCACAGUUCAAGACAUUGUCGCAGUACGACGAAGAGGACAAGAGGAAAGUCUACGUAUCCCGAAACACACAGGGGAUGACUUUCAAGACACUACUCGACACACACGCCUCUUUGGGCCUAAUAACACCAGGCAUGACAGACGGUCUGAAGGAGCUUACUAUUCGCGCCUGGGAAAACCCCAAUGCAGAAGCAAGUGGGCAAACUGAAUCACUGUCACCUACUAGGGGCGACAGGGGUGUGGGCAUGGCUGCUGUGGUGACACCUGGGGCGGCGGGCAGUGGAGCAAGCCCCCAUUGGCUUGACCAGCAAUCCCAAGCAGACUACGUGUAA
Seminavis robusta is the source of this 3537-nucleotide messenger RNA. The record is from the annotation of a GenBank genome assembly. NCBI's taxonomy places the organism in Eukaryota, Bacillariophyta, Bacillariophyceae, Naviculales, Naviculaceae.